AUGAAAAGACUUAAAGCUUAUUUAGCACAGCACCCAGCACUUGUUAAGUGCUCAAAAAAAAAAAUAUUUUUUUUUUCCCCUUCCUUCUCAAAUCCAGGAGAAAAGAAAGCAUUCCUGACGUUUAGGCCUCACAAAACGACCAAAGGAAACAACACGUGGAUUUUGCCUGCGCGAAGUGCUGACCCUCUGGCCCUGCAGGCAUCACGCAUUAAUCCCCAAAUGGGCCAGGUUCCUUCCCAACGAGAAAAUGUUCUGCUCUGUGGAUUUAUAAUACCUUUAAUCCAGGCAGGCCAUUUUUGGAUAUAA
Messenger RNA from Pipistrellus nathusii (Nathusius's pipistrelle), 306 nucleotides. The record is from the annotation of a GenBank genome assembly. Lineage: Eukaryota; Metazoa; Chordata; Mammalia; Chiroptera; Vespertilionidae.